Suillus paluster is the source of this 1027-nucleotide messenger RNA. RefSeq lists its product as uncharacterized. Bases 157 to 795 code for a protein of 212 amino acids. NCBI's taxonomy places the organism in Eukaryota, Fungi, Basidiomycota, Agaricomycetes, Boletales, Suillaceae. The record is from RefSeq and is a predicted model, not a curated record. The transcript has 3 exons.
UGAUUUCUAGUCACAGUUAGUCACUCUGAGCCUAUCACCACACUGCUUUAAGCACCGGUUCCAUUCACAUCAGCUUCGAACAGCACUCACACACGUUGUCUGAAUCCUACAUACAUACAACUUGCCUCGAGCUUUUAUUGUUUUUCCUAUACCGCGAUGAGCAAUCCAGGAUUACCUACCCCAAAUCCUCCUUAUUCCUCAUACUUCAGGCGCCGUACAAUCGGUCGAGCUUCCUCUCCCCCAACAUGGGCCUGCUAUGAACAAAUUCCAUCUGACGAUGAUGAUGAAGACUACAAUGAAAGUCCUUCAGAAGAUGAGUCUUGCUCGGAAGACGGGGAGGACUACGGCCAUCACGACCGUGAUUCUGAAGGGGAUCAUGCCGUAAAUAGUGAGAGGCAGGAUGAUACGCAGAACAUGGAGAUCGAUCGAGGUGAUAAUGGAGCUGACGAUGAGAAGAGUGCCGCAAAGUUUAAGAAGGACAUGAAGGGCAAACAAAAAGCCCUUGACCCUGAGCCAGAGCCAACAAAGAAGCAUUAUCGCAGACGAGAGCGCCGGCCCACCAUGCAUACACUUCGUCCGAUCUUGACCAUUCAAAGGAGUCAAGGUUUUGUAUGGAACCAGGAUCUAUUCGUCCCUCCUUACAUUAAAGAUAGAUAUGUCGCAUCUACCUCACCGCCAAGCUCAAAAGGCUUUUCCAGCUCCUGGACGUCAACUACAUCUUCAAUGACCGAUUAUGAGGUAGAAGUGGUAGAGAUCCGAGUCGGAGAUGGUGAACUCUAUGAUAUUAUCCCUUGAUUCACAUUCUUUCCGUUCCUCCCCGUGAGAUCGGGAGUCUUUUCACCCUGGAAAUAUCGGGUACUCGCAUUUCUUCCUCCCUAUCUUGCAUAUCACGAACUGGUUCUCCUUUCGCCAUGUUGUUUUACCACCACACUUCCCUUACUCUCACCGCGUACUAAACUUCAUUUCCUUGUGUUAAUAACGAUCAUUAGACUCUUAUAAAUAUUACAAUGUUCCUUUCCCCCUUCAC